Carassius gibelio (silver crucian carp) is the source of this 1312-nucleotide messenger RNA. RefSeq names its product chemokine (C motif) receptor 1b, duplicate 2 (gene xcr1b.2). Gene Ontology annotation, cellular component: membrane. The record is from RefSeq and is a predicted model, not a curated record. Gene Ontology annotation, molecular function: G protein-coupled receptor activity. NCBI's taxonomy places the organism in Eukaryota, Metazoa, Chordata, Actinopteri, Cypriniformes, Cyprinidae. Gene Ontology annotation, biological process: immune response; G protein-coupled receptor signaling pathway.
AAAUGACAACACUAACAGAAGUCUGAUUUCUUUUGUCACUUAGACUAUUUUCCUUAAGCAGUUCUACAACACGGUCAACCGUGACCUUAAGAUGGAGUUAAACUCAAACAGCACCUAUGAUUAUUACCCAUAUGUGUAUGAUUAUGGAGAAGAGUUAAUCCCAAUGUGUGAGGUCGAUGACUACAGAAAAACGACCGGCGUGUGCUACGCCACGAUCUUCUGCCUCAGCAUCCUUGGAAAUGGCCUCGUCGUGUUUGCGUUCACCUGCUACGAAGACCUGAACAGGGCCACCAACCUUUUCAUGUUCUGUUUGGCUCUUUUUGACCUUCUGUUCACACUCACAUUGCCUUUCUGGUGCGUGGAGCUUCUUCAUCACUGGGUCUUUGGAGAUGUUGCCUGUAAGAUCAUGACCGGGGCCUAUUUCGUAGGCAUCUAUGGAAGCCUCAUCCUUCUCACCGCCAUGACCCUCGACCGUUUUGUUGUGGUUGUGGUCAGAAGUCAAUGGUUAACACGGAGUCGAAGGCUCAAAUGUUCAAAGGCCGCCUGCAUUGGUGCAUGGAUCAUAAGUUUGAUUGCUUGUCUGAGAGAUUCAAUAGCCGCAAAGGCAGAAGAUGUACAUAUCAACAUAUACUCAUGUCAAAGUCCCAAUACAGUUAAUGACAAUGUCGGAUAUUACGCUCAGCUCAUUCUGCUGUUUCUUGUACCGUUUGCCAUCAUUGUUUGCUGUUACACCAAAAUAAUUUUGACCCUCAUGUCAAUAUCGACCAGGCAGAAAUACAAAACUGUGAUUCUGGUGCUGUGCAUUGUUAUCGCUUUCUUCAUAUGCUGGGGGCCGUAUCAUAUCAUCAUUGUGUUGAUGUCCAUCUAUACCUUUGAUCCCUGUGAACAUUAUCAGCUGCAUAUUGCAUUUAUCAUCUGCAGGAUUCUGGCGUUUUCCCACUGCUGCAUAAACCCGGCGCUGUAUAUUGUCUUUGGGAAGUACAGAAAUCUCUUGUCAAGUUUAUUGUUCUGCUCGCCUGAACUCAGAGGACCAAGUGAUCCCAGCGACUCCAGGAUUCAGCCGUACAUGAAUGAACACUGAAUGGCAUGCAUUAUAGUUUUGUAUUGUAAUAUUUGUGUCUUUGAGGUUGCUGUCUUCGGAGAAGUGUGGACUAGUUAGAGCUGUAAUGUAGGCUUAUGUUUCAUGAAAAUUCUGAAAGAGGAACAGAGACCAAAAAAGCAGAUGAAAAACCAAAUGUGAUAGCAAAAAAUGCUGAGAAGUGAUUUUCUACUGUGCAGUAAAAUAACUAAGAAAUAAAAAGAGGAAAUGUCA